AGAAUGGAUAAAGGAAGAGACGUACUGAAAAGGGCAAUACAGAAUUCUCGAGGAACAGGAAUGGCAUUAGGUGCUUUGGUUGCUGCUGGUGCAGGCUUGUAUGGAAUAACACAGUCUAUUUUUACAGUGGAUGCUGGUCACCGCGCAAUUAUGUUCAACCGCAUUGGUGGAGUAGGCAAUGAGGUUUAUAAGGAGGGCCUUCACUUUCGUCUUCCGUGGUUUCAGUACCCCAUUAUUUAUGACAUUCGAGCCCGUCCUAAUCAGAUCCGGUCACCCACGGGAAGUAAGGAUCUCCAGAUGGUAAAUAUUGGAUUACGAGUACUGUCACGGCCAGAUCCUAAUUCUCUUCCCAAAAUUUAUCGUAUGUUGGGUUUAAAUUGGGAAGAAAGGAUCCUUCCUUCGAUAUGUAACGAGGUUUUGAAAAGUGUUGUGGCAAAAUUUAAUGCUUCCCAGUUGAUCACUCAACGGCAACAAGUUUCUUUAUUGGUGAGAAAAGGUUUGAUAGAACGAGCCUUAGAUUUCAACAUAAUCCUUGAUGACGUGGCGCUUACUGAGCUUGCGUUCUCUCCUCAGUAUUCGGCUGCUGUCGAAGCAAAGCAGGUUGCUGCACAGGAAGCACAACGAGCUUCCUUCUUUGUUGAAAAAGCCAAACAGCAAAGGCAGGAAAAAAUCGUGCAAGCGGAAGGAGAGGCAGCUUCUGCUAAAAUGAUCGGUGAGGCAAUACGACAGGAUCCUGGGUUUUUGAAGCUGAGAAAGCUUCGAGCUGCCCAGAAAAUAUCUAGGAUUGUUUCUGAAGCUCCAAACAACAGGGUGUAUUUGCCUGCCGGUGGGCUGAUGUUGAAUAUUGCGGACAAUGAUUAUUUGGAUCUUGAGAAGGAUAAAAAGAGGAAGUAG
Molecule: messenger RNA, 894 nt
Organism: Enterobius vermicularis (human pinworm)
Lineage: Eukaryota; Metazoa; Nematoda; Chromadorea; Rhabditida; Oxyuridae
Source: the annotation of a GenBank genome assembly